Molecule: messenger RNA, 1650 nt
Organism: Saccoglossus kowalevskii
Lineage: Eukaryota; Metazoa; Hemichordata; Enteropneusta; Harrimaniidae
Product: glycine receptor subunit alpha-2-like
Biological process (GO): monoatomic ion transmembrane transport
Cellular component (GO): membrane
Molecular function (GO): extracellular ligand-gated monoatomic ion channel activity; GABA-A receptor activity
Source: RefSeq, a predicted model, not a curated record
AUGUCGUCGGCUAGUUCGGUCGCUGAUAUCGGCGGUACGCCUCGAAAGACUGGACGAGUUAGCUUCAGUUCAGAAGAAGAACUUGAUACACUAGAAGAAAAUAAAGAUGCACCGAAGACGAAGGAGGCAAUCAGAUUUUCUAGCGUCUUUACAUCGUUUUGUAUCGCUAAUGCUAAGCCUUGUACCGAAUACUUAUUAUGUACAGUGUAUUUGUUGAAAGAGAGUGGUGUUGACAUAAACCUAUACUCAAGCAGUGUGCAGCAGGGAAUUAAUACUGAACAUAAACAGAAGUAUCCCGAUGUUGCAUCAGUAAGCAAUAGCUGUAGACACAAGACAUGUCUGUGUGACAACAUUUCAUCCAAUCCUGAUAAGACCGACACCGUCAUACAACCACCAGAAAGUGACAGAGAGCCCCUAGGAGAUAUUGUUCCCUAUACAUUGCUGUUAAACCGUUUGCUGAAUAGCUACGACAUGAGACUGAGACCAAAUGUUGCAGGCCCUCCUGUGCAAGUUGAGUGCGAAAUAUAUGUGAAUAGCUUUGACUCUAUAAGUGAAACGACAAUGGACUUUGUCGCAUCGCUGUUUCUACGUCAAAGAUGGAAUGACUCUCGUCUAAUUUUCAACCACAAUUCUAGCAUCUCGUUGAAUGUGAUGACUUUAUCUAAUAACAUAUGGAUUCCAGAUAUCUUUUUUGCCAACGAGAAAGAAGGCAGAUUUCACCAUGUGACUGUUGAUAACAAAUUACUGCGUAUCUGGCCUCAUGGCGAAGUCCUGUACGGCCUGAGACUAACACUGAAACUGUCGUGUGUUAUGUACUUACAACGCUACCCAUUGGACCAACAACUGUGUAAAAUGCAGAUGCAAAGUUAUAGUUAUUCCAAGAAAGACUUGGUGUUCCAUUGGAGUCCAAAAAACGCGAUUGAUAUCAACCCGGAUGUCUAUCAAUUACCAGAAUUUUCCAUUAGAGAUAUACACGCUAACGAGUGCACAGGACAACUUAUAAACCCACCAGAUUUACAUUCCUGUAUACAAACGGUGUUUGUAUUGAAUCGCCAAGUGGCAUAUCAUUUACUGCAGAGUUAUAUUCCGACCUGUUUACUGGUAAUCCUGUCUUGGAUCUCUUUUUGGAUUAACGUGGAAGCAGCGCCCGCUAGAGUUAGUUUGUGCAUUACAACUGUACUCACCAUGGCAACGCAGAAUUCAGGUGUACAGACAUCCCUGCCUAAAGUAUCUUAUAUCAAGGCAAUUGACGUCUGGAUGGCAGUAUGUCUCAUCUUUGUCUUCGCUGCUCUAUUGGAGUUUGCUGGUGUCAACUAUGUGUUGAUGGAAGGCACGUUCCGACUCAGACGUCAAGCUACACAGAGGAGACGAAGAAACAUGCAGGAACGACGCCAACCGAAAAAAGCAGAACAUUCCCCGGGUAGACACCGACGCAGAUCGCAAACUAACACCACCCUGACAGCUAUUGAACGGUGCCUAGCGGAAUUUGCAAACUCCGGUCUUGGAGAUAUGCAAACAUCGUCCUACGAAGAAAUUCUUACUGACCAACUCGCCAAGGCAAAACGUAUAGACCGUGUCUCCAGGAUUGCAUUCCCUCUCAGUUUUUUCAUCUUCAAUGUCGUUUAUUGGGUUGGUUAUCUGUUGUUAUGA